AGCUGCUUUGUGCUCAGGCGUAGUUUGCCAAGUGUCAUCCCGACUUAUGUCAUGAGGCUCAACUUCGUGCUGCGCUUGCUUUGCGCGCUGUUGCUGUUGCCAGUUUCGACUGCCACCCGCACCCUGCAGGACGCCGAAGUCCAGCGUCACACGGACACGGAUGAACUCACCGACGAUCGCGAGGGCGACUCCAGCUCGGGGCACCAUUGCUGCUGCUGUGGCGGGACGGUGCAGACGAAACAGACGCGCUGCUUUGAGGAAGGCUGCGGCUAUAAGCACAAGCAUAGUUGCCACAACCCGGGCAUCAGCUGCAGCAAGUGGGCCGGGUUUUGAGGAAUCGCGCCAUCUACUUCGCAAGAUGGGCUGAGGGCGCCUGCCUGGUGCGCGUGGGAGCAGGACGUGUGCAAGAGAAAAGGAUCGUCAUUCGCUUCGCGCUCCUGGGAUUGGAGCAAAAAGUCAAAGGUGGCUGAUCAAAGUGGUAGA
Messenger RNA from Effrenium voratum, 483 nucleotides. NCBI's taxonomy places the organism in Eukaryota, Dinophyceae, Suessiales, Symbiodiniaceae. The record is from the annotation of a GenBank genome assembly.